Plasmodium gonderi is the source of this 2022-nucleotide messenger RNA. Its product is annotated as DEAD/DEAH box ATP-dependent RNA helicase. Gene Ontology annotation, molecular function: ATP binding; nucleic acid binding. The record is from RefSeq and is a predicted model, not a curated record. Lineage: Eukaryota; Apicomplexa; Aconoidasida; Haemosporida; Plasmodiidae. The transcript has a single exon. Bases 1 to 2022 code for a protein of 673 amino acids.
AUGGAAGGAACAAAUAUCCAGAUGAGCUACCCAAAUGAUAAGGUAGAUGUUGAAAAUGAGAUAUUGAAGGAGGAAUGCAAGAGUAGAGUUGAAACUAAGGGGAAAAUAAAUACCAAUGAGGAGAUCGAAAAUGGAAAUAAUGAAAGUAACAGCAGUGGUGUUAUAGACAGGAAUACGCUAUGGAGUGACCUGUACCUCUCGAAGGCAUUUCUGAAAGUUCUGUAUGAGAAUAAAUUUAACCAUCCCACGUUUAUUCAAAGAGAUGUGAUACCUCUUGCACUGGAGGGGAAAAGUAUUUUGGCUAACUCAGAAACGGGUUCAGGAAAAACACUAGCCUUUGUAUUGCCAAUAUUAGAAAGAUUAUUACAUAGUCCAAAUAUAAAAAUGAGAAAUCAUAAUUCCAGAUCUAAUUGUAUAACAAAGAGUUUAAUACUUUUACCAACGAGGGAACUUGCUCUUCAGUGUUACGAUGUGGUAAAAAGUAUGACCAAAUAUGUUUCAAUUACAUAUUCUCUUUUUUGUGGAGGAAUAGAUGUAAAGCAACAAGAAUAUGAAUAUAAAAAGAAGAAAGAUAUAUUUAUUUGCACUCCAGGAAGAAUUUUAGAUUUAUUACUAAAUUCGUCGAGCGAUUUUGUAAACUAUUUAGAAGUAGUAGUUUUUGAUGAAGCUGAUAAAUUAUUGGAGUUAGGUUUUAAGGAGGAAUGUUUAAAAGUUUUAGAUGUAUGUAAGUUUAAGAAGCAAAUUUUAUUUUUUUCAGCUACAUUAACUAGGGAUAUUAAAGAGUUAGCUAAUUUUUCUCUUAAGAACCCUGUUUUUAUACAAAGUGGAAAUGAUAGUAGAAAGGUAGAUGAGAAGGGGGAAUAUAUUCCUAGUUGCAUUAUUAGUAAUAAAAAAAUGUUAAAGUUUUUUAAAAUUUCUGGAAAAUUAAAUCAAGAAUUUGUGAAUAUUGUAAAUGAAAAAUAUAGAAGAGCAGCGUUAUUGCAUCUGUGCAGUAAUGUAUACAAAAAUCAUGCCAUCAUUUUUUUUAAGACAAAAAAAGAAACACACGUAAUGUAUUUAAUUUUUUCUUUGUUUAAUUUUAAAUGUGCAGAAUUGCAUGGCUCACUAACUCAAAAAAAAAGAAUAGAAUCAAUAUUAAAAUUUAAAAAGAAUGAAGUGGAUUUUUUAUUAUGUACAGAAUUAGCAUCUAGAGGUUUGGACAUUGAUCAUAUCCUUUACGUAAUUAAUUAUAAUUUGCCAUCGAGUGUCGUUAAAUAUGUUCAUAGAAUUGGUAGAACCGCAAGGAUAGGAAAAGAAGGUACAGCUAGCACAUUAUAUAGACCAAAUGAAAAAGUAGAUGUGAAAAAAAUAAUUAAAGGAUUGAAAAAAAAUAAAAAUUCCAAAAUAUUUCGGAGAAAUAUAUCAAAUGAUAGUAUUCUGCACUGGGAUGAAUUACUUAAAAAAAAAAGGAAAAAAAUUAAAGAAAUAAUAAUGCAGGAAAAGGAAAAUAAAGAAAUAGAUAAAGCAACCCAAUCGAUAGAGAAAAUUAAAAACAUCAUUCAGUUUAAGGAUGAAAUUAUGAGUAGACCACCCAGAGAAUGGUUUAUAACGAAUAAAGAAAAAAUGCAUUUACGAAGGUUAAACAUGAAAAGUGAAAAAUUAGGUGAUAAUUCCAAAAGAGGGAAUGCAGACGAAAAGGGGGUUAAUGAUGUCAGAAAUAGACGUGGGAAAGACAAAAGGAAGAGAAAAAACAAUGAAGACGAUGAAGAAGAGAUAGGAGAAAAAGAGGAAGAGAAAGAACGAGAAAAGGAAGAAAAAAGAAAGCUAAAGAGUUACCGCUCCAUUAUAAGGGAACUGAAGCUGAAUGUACUUUUUAAGGGCAAAGGCAAAUUCGAUAUGUCAGAAAAUGGAAAAAGGUCUAGAAAUAAUAAUUGGGGAAAACAUAAAAGUAAGAGUCAUAAUACUAAUACUAGUAAUAAUGAUCGAAUUGGCAAAAGCAGCAAGCGUAGCAUUAAAAAAGAAAGAAAAAAGAAAAGAGAUUAA